Molecule: messenger RNA, 6813 nt
Organism: Pocillopora meandrina
Lineage: Eukaryota; Metazoa; Cnidaria; Anthozoa; Scleractinia; Pocilloporidae
Source: the annotation of a GenBank genome assembly
AUGUCCACAUUUAAUGCCUCACCCGAGGUGAUUUUGUCCAAAAACGGUGCCAAAUACCUACUUAAAAGAAACGCUAGUGAGAAAGAAUUGUUUAAGAAGCAGACGUGGCUGCUAGACAAAGCUAAAUCAAAAGAAGAGAGGGCCUUUUGCCGUGAGAGGGAGCGACUUUUACAACGUCGACUCUCGAGAUUUCAAGGAGUUGGUGAAAGGGUCAAAAGGAUUACUGAAGACGAGUCUGAUAAAUGGGAAGUACAAAGUGAUACACCAUGUUAUAUCAAACAUCGGAGAAAACAAGGUAUUUUCUUGGACAGCUCGCCAUUAUGGUCCUCUCAAGAUUCUGUGUGCCCAUCGUCUGGGGCCUCCAUGAGUCAAAGAGGCCCUGGAGUCCAUAACUGUGAUGAGUUUCUUAGUAGCCCCAGCGUGGUUAGGAAGUUCAAAAGAGCCAUUUCAGAACAGUACAGCUCGACAAGCUCACGGACAAGCUCGCCGCGAUCGACAAGUUGUGUUCUUCCCCCAAUUUCACUUCAGUGUCCGAUUUCUGGUAACGAGGGAGAAAGAAAACUCAUACAUGCACGAUCAAAAGCAAAGUACAAGGAAGCGAGUUUCAUUUGAUGGGCCUUGAUUCAAUGACGGGUAAACAUCAGUCACCUUCUCGGUGAUAAAUGAAAAACUAUACCUUAAAGUGGCUAAAAUGCCUCAAAUUUAGAGUCAAAGGAAAGAACGUGUGUCUUUGAGGAACGUACGAAUACUGAUAUAAUAUUCAAGUGUUAUACAUACAAUUUCCAUAUCACAAAUUACUCAUUACAAUGUCUCAUGGUUUUUUUAUCAUUACCCUUUUAGACCUAUAAGUAUAAGUUAAGGAAUUAUUUUAUUUGAAGCCCACUAACACUUACACAAACAGCGAGUUAUCAAUUGAUGAGACUUUAAAAUUUUAUAAUAAAGGACAUUUAUGGAUAGAGCGAAAACUAAUUUGAUAUGUUUCAUCUAGGGUGAUUUAAAGUGGUCUUGUUGAAUGUUAUUCAAAAAUGAAUCGAGAAACCAUCAUUUACUGUCAAAUCUGACAGGUAAUUGAAUCAAAUCCAGUGCCCGGAUGUCAAAUAGUCUAACUUUUCAUAACAGAUACAACGAUUUUUAAUAUCGGCUGAGUUCUGAUGAAAUCUAUAGUUAUCUCGAAAAGCUUGAAUAAAUAUGAACAAAGCGCGUGAAAGGGUUCAGGCGAAGAACACCACCGAACACCACCGAAACCCUGCCGGCUAAAUACCGAUGUUAAUUGCUGGGCGAGGUUGCCGGUUGGACAAUCAUGAGGUACUUAGUACGCAGGAAAUUUCUCGGAAACUUCGGACGCCUCCUGAUUAGAAAGAGAUGCAUCUCAAAAUGGUUAAAUUUCUUAGUCGUCAGUACCCUUAAACACGUAAAUGCUUGUCUCACCUUUUCGUCGGUUUUAUUUCAGUAGGAAAGAAAUGAAAUAGCAACCCUUGCGUGUUUUUUUUGCUUGAAUAAUAUUAUCCUUUUGCGAGAGCUCCAGAAUACGCUUACGUCAUGUUAUGUGUUCUCUCGAAUAGUGGCAUGCAAGAGAAUGUGUUGGAUUGGCAAAAAUGGCACGAUUGCGGUCUGCAAUUCGACGGUUUUAUGUUAAAAAUCUAUUUAGCUAGUUAAAGGUCUCUGUUCGCAGAAUCAGAACGUCAAUGUUUGGUUACAUCCAAUUUUUACCAAGACUUAUGAUCACAGUGUUUGGAUCAUGUUCCGAUGAAGCACCAAUUACACUCCAUGGCCACUGGCCACAUCAAUUUAUUGGUCUUCAUUAAUAAAAAAAUAAAGAGUCCGGUUUAUAGAAAACGAGAAAAGAUUCAGGAAGCAAAAGCAACUCUUUUUAUUUCUCUUGGGCUAUAGUUAGUUUCACUCAAACUUCAAGCUGACCCUCCGAAAUAAGCGAAAAAUUUCUUCGAAACCUGACGGACGUGUUCGAAAUGGAAAACCGUCCAUGAUGAGAACUGACAGAUGAUAGUCGUUCAGAAUCAAGGACAGAAUUUUCCGCAAUCAAACAAAAUUUACCAAUUAAAAAUUGAACGGCACCGUCCAAACCAAAAUCCGAUGGAAGCAUCCGAAGUCUGCUAGCUCAAUGAAUAGACAACUCAAAGCUUGUUUUUACCGCGCUAUGUUCCCGGGUGGUGCCUUUCUUGCUAACUUUUUUAAAAAUAUCUUGUUCUCGUCAGUUUCUUUGUACAGAAAAGAAAUUUUUACGUCAUGAAUAAUAAGACCCCAGUUUUACAUUUCUUUUACCUUUGCUUAAACUUCACAAAAAGGAGAAAAAUAAAGAUUUUCUAAAUUAAUUCUCAGCCUGGGUGUGUUCUUAGUAUUUUCUCAAAAUUUUGGUUUAUCUCAACCAGAACAAUGGAAUUUUUAUUAGGAAAGGUUCUUAUCGAAGGAGGGUGUGCGGCGUCUUUUUUUGGUCUUUACGGAGACAUGGUCUUUAUCGUUGAAUCUAGCUCGGUAUAGGACAUAAACUUUGUUUUGCAUGGUUUCUAUUGUACCCAUGAUUACAGUCAAAAAUCCUUUAAAUGUUAUUAAACACAAACGUAUUGGUCCAUUUCGAUAAAUUUUAGAUUUGUUACACGAAAGUUUACUGAUUAUUGCAUGUAUUGAAGUCUCAAGCUUCUAUAAAACUCCUUUUGUUUGAUCGUUUGUUGUUGUAGUUGUUGUUGUGUUUGGCUUCCACAUUCAGAAUCAAGGUAAUUCAGUAAUGAUCAAUGGAUUUGUCCCAGGUUGUGUUUGGUUUGUCACAUUUUAUAUUAAUAAAUUUUAAUUUCAAUCGUACGUUCAGACACCAUCUAUCACGCUAAAUUGAAUAAAAGUACUCCUAAAUCGAUAUGUGACAUUCUCAUAAUUAAGCCUCGGAAAAAUGACAGUUUUUCUCUGCCAAGGUUAGUAUAAAUUUUCUUUUUCCUUUGUGUGUAUUAUUCGUGACGAUUCGUCCUACGAAGUUCGAUUCAGUGCUCACCGAUAUUACCACACGGUUUUACAAGGGAUUUAGUGCCCCGGAAUAGUCGCAGUCCAAAUCAAAUUCAAGACAAUAUUAAGUAUGGGAAUAGUUUUUCAUAUAAAUAGUUGAAGAUAAAUUCCAUUUCAUUGGUAUACAUGUAUAUGCAUGCACCUCUGUAGCUGCAAGAUAAAGUUUGGCUACUCAUGAGAUCAGUCAUGGAAACCAGUGAUUAAACUUAUAUUAUUCCACAGACAUUUUCCGGUAGAAAUUGCCGGUUCAAGAUUAACAUUCGUUGUGAAAUGAAAACGUAUUGUUAGGUAAGCAGAUUAAAGCUGCUUAUAAUGUUACAGGUAAGGCCCGCUCAGCAAGAUACACUACUUUAUGGAUCUGGGACAGUUCGUUCCAUGUAAGUGUUUUGAUCCUCAUUCAUGAUGCGUCCGCUGGCCCUAUGAAUCGUGCGCAUGGACGCCGUACAGUUUAUCUAUUGCAUCAAGACUUGGCGCGGCUGCAUGACAAGCGGGAAAUUGAAGCGUUCCACUAGUGCGUAGAAAGUGUCAGUUAUGGUUCGAAAUGCGGUUGAAAAAUCACAUAGUGACAAAAGGAAAGGGAAAAGCCCCCAGAAGCGCAGUUUCUCAACAGCUGAAGUGAUAUACAGUAAUGCUAAAAGAUCAGCUCCUGUUGAUGAAGGCAGUGCACGAAGUAAGCUGAUUUGAUCAAAAUUUACAUGUCAUUAUUUGCUAACUACUUUGUCGUUAUGAUGAAAGAAAAUGGCAUGACUGAUGAAAGACUUUUCGGUUUAUGUUUGGACCUGGAGUUAUCCGUCAUAUUUUAAUCGAUCAAAACGUUAUCGAAAUCAGCCAGGUAAUUGGACAAACAACAUGCCCACUUUGUGCACGAAAUUGCGGACAGAAGGUUUAAUGCGAUAUCGUAAAUAUUAAAAUAACUGAGAAUCAAACAGUACCUAGAGCCGCGUUCUCUCGUGAUUAAAGCCUGUAAUUUCAAUACAUUGCAAGAAGAAAACAAGUGCAUGCGGUCCAUUCACUUCAUACGCUUUUCCGCAAGACAACGAGAGUGGUAUGAUUCGGGAGAAAACUAUCUAAACAUUUAUCCUAUCAAAGUUAAUCAUCAGAAAAUUCCAGCAUGGUGUUCAAAGUGAGAUUUCCUGUACCGGAUUGAAUUUGUCAGCCCUUUUUCCCUGAAAAAGUCAUGUCGUUGCUUGUGAGAAGGUCAUGAAAGUGCUUGUGGAAAUAUUCUUUGGUCUCAUUGGGUCAUGCAAAAUUUCAAUAAGUGGAGGUUAAGUAAAAAUCUCUGUAUGGAAGUCUGUCACAAUGACAAACAUUGUAACCAUGAUGACAGUAAUUUACUCCUCACAGUUUUUAUAUCAAUAUUCAAAUGUAUAUACUGGAAGUGCCCAUUGACUGUACACCACAGUUUUUAGUAGGGAGGGGGAUAAAAAAUCAUAAUCUAAAACGAGCCUUGCUCUCAGGGUUUGGGUCUACUGACACCUUGGGAAUAAAGUUAAUGUUUGAGUGUGACAAUGUUAUUCUGAAAUGUAAAUAAUUAUUGUUAGCAAAUGUAUUUUGACACAUAGACUUGUCUUAUGGUAAGAGUGUAAUCCAUUCUGCUCUAAGUGAUUAACAAAAUUUCUUUCUUUCGUGUUGUCUUUCAAUUUGAUUACAGAAAGGAGGAAAUAUAGACCAGGGACUAGAGCUCUGAUGGAAAUUAAACAUUACCAAAAGACAACUCAUCUCUUACUCAGAAAAAGUCCUUUCUUCAGGGUGGUAAGUUUAAUGUUAAGUUAAACAUGAAUGUUGCAAAGUUUGGUGUUGUAUUAAGAAACUUUUAAGUGCUGCAAUGUCACUUUUAUCAUUUAAAAAUUUAAGGUUCAACUUUCAGCAUAAUGUUACCAUCAACAGGCAUUGUAAUGGUUUUAUUCAAUGUUAUAACUGGUCACUGCAGUCAUCCCCUUUAUUUUGGUCUAAAGCAAAAUUAUUGGUUUCAGUUUGUUUCUUUUCAUAUUCAUGACCUUGGUGUUGAAACAGAAGUGGCCGUUUCUGAAUUACAAGAAGUAUCUUUGUUUUUUAUUCCCAGCAUAAUUCUCACAUUUGAAAAUUAGAUUUAAUUCAGGGUAAAAUUAUAUGAAUAGUGGCACACUGAUAGCCUUUCUUGCAUUGAAAAGGAUCAUUGCAACCCAGAAAUUGAACUCUCAUGGGGCUCUUCUCUACCAAGCCUAGAUGUCACUGCACUGAAAUUGAACUUUGGUAUAGGGUUAUCUGACUCGUAUAACUUUUGAGAGUUUAACACACCAGAUUUUUUAGAAUAGAGGCCUCAUGCACCUGGUUAUCAUCAAUCAUCACAUCCUUCUUCUAUAUUAAUUGCUUUCAAUGAAUAAGAGAACUUUAAUGCAUUGUUAUUUUUCUUGUCACUAACCAUUUGCAGAAUAUUUGGAAUGUACAGAGACUUUUUAGUGAUUCUCAACAACUUCUUAACCAUAAACUUAGUUACUGAUAUGAUUAAAUCCUUUAGAGGACCUUGUGUGGUACAGUACUGGAAAUUUUAAUCACAACUACCUCUUUCUUUUUCAAUUUGAUAAUGUAAUUGAUAUCACUUGGCUAGAAUGUUUAGAUUUUCUUGCUAUGUUAUUACAAAAUUAUACAAGUAAGCUUUUUUAUCUUUAGUUAUAUGUACAUGUACAGAGGUUACAUAUUUUAGUUUAUUGUUUGUUAUAGGUCAGAGAAAUUGCUGACAAGUUUUACCAGCAGGUAGAGUUAAGGUGGCAGGCAACAGCAUUGCUAGCAUUACAGGAGGUAAGGAAUUCUGUGAAAUUUUUGCUGUAUGGUUUAUUCUACCCUAUGUAUAUCUACAUUGUUAGUUUAAUAAUUUGCAGAAGUGCAAAAGACAUAGUGAUACAUUUGGUAGAUGGUGUGCAAAAGUAAUUUUUAACUUUGAGGCUGGUUACUAUGGGAGGGGGGGGUGUGAAUAGGUUUUCUAUCCAUUGAUAUUUUACUUAUUUGGGUGAUAUUAUCCUUGGAAAAUGUUUCAUUUUAACUUAUUACCCAGUAACACUUGUCCACAAUAGUUUAUAGAGGACUCUGCACUUGUUAAUACAGUUGUACAUUCUUUGAAGAUGUUUGUUGUUUCUGUUUUCAGGCGGCAGAAGCAUUCCUUGUUAGACUUUUUGAGGAUGCGUACCAUUCAUGUUGUUUAUAUCCAUCACAAUGUUAUUUUUUGUUUUAAUACCUUGUUCCCUUUUACUCUCUUCAUUUAUAGUUGUUUACUAAUUCUUUCUCAAACAUUCUUUAUUUGUGUAAUAUAAUCAGUGUGCUUCAACUUAAUUGUAUGUUAUUUUUUGGAAAUUUUACAUGUACACAUGUAAAUGAAUGUGCAUGAGUGAAGUAUUUAUUUCUUUAUUGUAAUGCAUGUAGAUUUAAAUGACAAUUGGUUCCUGUUUUGUUCUCUUUGUUUUUCUUGUUUCUUUUACAGUAAUUUAUGCGCCAUCCAUGCCAAAAGAGUCACUGUCAUGCCCAGGGACAUGCAGCUGGCCAGGCGAAUCCGUGGACGACAUGAUGGGCUUGGUUGAUUGAAAAUGAAUAUUUCAUCACUUCAUAAACCAAACUAUGGAAGAGCACUUUUAUUUUUUAAAAAGAUGUAUUUUACUUCAUGUAAUUUUUUUUGAGCAACUUUUAGUUUUUCUAUUUUUCUAUUUUGUUUUAUGUAACUUAAAUGCAUGCUUGAAGUAAAUUUUAAAUCACUUUGAACGUUUGAACUGAGUGCUGUAAUUAUUUAACGGAACUACUCAUACAUCAGAAGGAAAUAAAAUUAUUUAUUUCAUG